Seminavis robusta is the source of this 2541-nucleotide messenger RNA. NCBI's taxonomy places the organism in Eukaryota, Bacillariophyta, Bacillariophyceae, Naviculales, Naviculaceae. The record is from the annotation of a GenBank genome assembly.
UGUUGCCCGUACUUGAGAUUCAUUAGGAGGGCAAACGCCACCGGUAAAAGGACUGGUCUCUGGUGAUCCAGCUCAUUCCAACUGCACAGGUAGUUUUGUUUCCCAGAUACUAGGAUGUUCGAAGUCCUCGGAAGGAGCCUCUGACGCUGUGAGAAGGGCUUGGGAUGCUGUGGUACCGUUACCGGUGCGUGGGUGACCCGCCACCAACCUCGCACCUCAAACCAUGGCUUACCGGUUCCAUUGAGCAGCCGGGAAGCUGGAGGUGCUUGGACGCAAACCACAACCAAAGCACCUGAUUGCAUGGCUGAACACCGGUACUGCAGUAAAAGUGGUACCAGCCACUUGCUUCCAAAGGUGAUCUAUUUAUUUGUCAUGUCUCCCAAGCAUAUGGAUACCGGUAGCCACCCACCGCACGCUUUAGCUACCCUGCCCAAGCGGUUUGACAAUAGUUGCCUACGUGUACCCAGAAGAAGCAAUCUAUGGCACUAACCGAGAUAGUACCUAAUAACUUCCUAACUUUGUCCAGCUAGCUGUCCAGCUUCUCUGUAGCCGGACCUGUACUGUGAGCUUAACUGUGUACUUUUGUUAGAGUGGUGUCUUUGUGAGGCAACGCAGCUUGAGCUCUCUCUUUGCCCCAUCCACCUUCAGCAUAAUUAAUUAUUGUCCUACGCCACCUCUGUCGAGAGUCGAGAGUACUUCAAUCGUUAAUCAUUGUCUUUAGAGGGACAAAAUGGCUUUAAAUCCUUUGAGUCGUCGGUGAGAGAUUGCCUGAGCUGUGUUUCUCAGUCCAUUUCAGUCCCCUUUUUCUGAAGGCCACAUGGCACACGGUAAAAUCGGCAUUUCAUCAUCAAUUUCCGCUCUCUGUGCAUGUCUGCAUGUCAUCAGCCAUAUCGAUUAUUUCGUUACUGUGACCGACCUCGGCAAGGAGACAAGGCAAGGAGACGAUGACAACAAGCUGAACUCAAAGUCUUCAUUCAUUUAUUAAAAGCCCUAUACUGCUUAUUCAAGAGGAAGGGAAGAAGUGUUUUUCGUGCUCUUUUUCGCUUUGAGACCCAUAGCCAACUACGACUGCUUAUUGUUGGAGACACCGCCGUGCCUGCGAAAUAAUACAAAGAGAAAAUGGAAGUCGAGAUGGAAGUUGAAAUGGGAGCCACCAACGCACGGGUGAUUGAGCAGUUUGGCGCCGAUACCCAGCUGUGGUGUGCCUCUACCAAUCAAUAUGCCUCGGCUUCCGAGGUCCUUUCCAACAAAGUGGUUGUGAUCCUAUUCUCGGCGUAUUGGUGUGGACCCUGCCGAAGGUUCUCGCCUCUGCUAAAAACCCUCUACGAAAAUCUCAGAAAGCAACCUCGAAAGGAAGAGUUUGAAUUUGUCUACUGCUCCAUGGACAAUUACACCACCGAAUACAAGCAUUAUGCCUCUACCAUGCCUUGGUGGUCUCUGCCACCUCAAUCGCCCGUCACUGACCGGCUCAGAACAAUCUACAAGAGCGAAGGAAUCCCUCACUUGUGCGUAAUUGAUGCCGAAGGCAAUCUGCUGUGUGGAGAUGCAGUCAAUGAAGCCAUGGAAGACACGGCCGGUGCUCGAUUCCCCUGGAGAUGUCCCAAGGCCGUCGAAGAGAUUCUGCCCGACACAUACGUAAAGAAUGAUCAAACCUACCAUCCAACAGCUGAACUCGACAACAAGUAUCUUAUGCUGUAUUUCGGAGCGGGUUGGUGCCCGAGGAGUACGGCAUUCACUAGAAAGGUUGUGCGAGCCUACAGGGCCUUGAAGCGGACACGGGACGACUUUGAGAUGCUUUAUGUGAGCUCUGACCGAGACAGACGAGCCUUCAAGGAAACUCAUAGUCAAAUGCCGUUUGGUGCCAUUCCGUUUGGGGAUCGCUAUGCAAAAAACAAGCUGGCGCACUUUUUGGGGAUUCGAGGCAUUCCGGCACUUCUCAUCUUUGGGCCGCGUCCUCCGGGUGGAGGGAAUAGGCCACUCAUCAACGCCAACAUUCGAGAAGUUUUUGAACGAGGAGAUCACAUGCGCGAGUUCCCGUACCACCCGAACUCGUACGGAGACAUCAACCGCGUCACGGCGGACAUUCAACAGCACAGAUUUGUCAUUGUGUUUCACGAGGCUGGGGACGAUUACGACCAAGACGAGAUCCGUGAAGCUCUGCAAGAAGCAUCGAAGAUAUACAAUGAAAGCGGCACUGGCAAGCCCAUCAAGUUUUGCUGGGCGUUUUCCUUUAGCGGUCUAUGCGAGAGCCUUCGAUCGGUCCUUCGUCUGGGGAUGCCAAAGGACGCCCCUGCCAUGAUUCUGUUGGAUAUUCCCGAUAGUGGGGCUUUCUAUGUCUGUCCAGAAUCCCAUUCGACGGACAUCACAGCGGAUUGCAUACUGAACUUUAUGAAGUCUCCGGGUCCGAGAAUUCAGAUAUAAAUAAUGCUAUGCAACAAAACAACAACCUGCUUGUCUUGUAUCUGGGUGCGCCUGUCCGUGUAUUGCUAUUCAACAUAAAGUAACCUCAUCCUGUAAUGUAAUCAGUUCAUCCUCCGUUUG